AUGAUGAAGGAACUCGCUGUGGAAUCUGGCUUGGACUUCUCCACCUUCGAAGGAAUCGACGUGGAUCCUGGCGAAUACGCCACUGUUCAAAAUGCGGUUAAGGAGUAUUUGAAUGGCACCUUGUACUCCGUACAGGGCGUGAUUAUUUUCAAUAUAACGAAUCCGUUUUACGACCCAGGCGAACGCUCGACCCAGAAUUUGUGGGACAGUCAAUCCAGCCCGUCGGAUUCUGGUCUCUCGCCGGGACACGGCGUGCCGGAGGACCUCCCUGAGGGCUGGAAGGCGCUUUCGAGUUCAGAAAAACAAAACCAGGCCGGUCUCUCGAACGUGUCGAAAUUGUCAAAAUAUGAGUACAAUGAUAUUGAAUUUUUUGAUGGCAAAGUGGUGCCUCCCAACCCAUCCUACUAUCUGUAUUAUCAUACCGAUUUUUCAAACCUGCCUCUGGUUCAGGCCUUGGUCCACUUCAUUGAAAACUAUUGCUUUUAUCACUACUUCGCCGACAAUGGCAUCGACACGUCAGGAAUCCGGUACAACAUUAGUUAUAUGGGGUAUCCGUCGCCUCCUAACCUCUUCGCGUCUUCUCACAUUCCUGCGAUUAUCUCCGCGAUCCUUUACAACCUUGUCUCCACGGUGGUCUUCGCGAGCGUCCUGUCUGAUUUGGUUCAGGAGAAGAGCUCUAAGUUGCGCGCCAGCCUCCACCGCGUGGGCCUGAAUAGGAUGCCUUACUAUUUAUCCUGGAUCACCUACAUUCUCGCCGUCUCCGCUCUCAUGACCUUAGGCAUGUGCGCCGUUGGCACGGCCUUGCCGCUCAAGAUAUUCCGCAAUUCGAAUUUUUUGGUCAUGUUCAUUCUCUAUUUCACGCUCAACUUUUCUAUGGGGUGCCUCGCGCUGUUCGUGUCGACCUUUAUACAUUUCUCAGAUAGUGCUUUGACCGUGAGCUAUUUGUUCAUCACGUUUGGGUCCUUUUUGCAGUUUUUGCUGACUAUCGGCGACGGCUUCGUGAUAGAGUUCACUCAGGACUCGUACCUUCCCGUGAGCUCUUUCAUACGCGUGCUCUUCAAGAUGUUUCCUUUCGGCAUUUCCGCGUACAUCUACAAUUUUCUGUUGUUCUUCACGUCCCCUCUCCCCCAUCAGGGCGACAACUUGGAGCCUAUUGGACUGAGUUUUUCUUCAUUCGGCUACAGGAGUCGGGACCUCCCUAGGCACCUGACGCUUCUUUCGGUGUAUUCGAAGCUGUGGAUCAUUUCGCUGGUUUCUCUGGUCCUCUACUGGUACUUCGACAAUGUUUUGUUCAGGAUAGGCACGAAGAAGCGCCCGGUCUACUUCUUCCUCACGCCCAGUUAUUGGGGAAUCCGAUUCAAGAGGCGCUCGGGGCGCGGCGAGCCGCCCGUGUUUCAGCCGCCUCCGGAUUUGCUGUUUUCGAUGGAUCCGAACGUCGAAGCCGAGUACCGACGCGCGGUCGAGGUGGUUCGGUCGGGGGCGGAAAAGGAGGUCGCCAUCAACGCCGUCAACGUAUCCAAGGUAUACAAGCCUUGGUACUCCUGCGGUGGCAAGUCUGCGCUGAGAGCCGUUGACAGUUUGUCGAUCUCGGUUAGGAAGGGUGAGUUCUUCACGAUACUUGGGCACAAUGGGGCUGGAAAGACGACGCUGUUCUCGGUCCUGAGCGGCGAGUCGUCGAUGACGGCUGGGUACGUGCGCUAUUUCGGCUACGACUUGGACAGGGACUCGGGGGUGGUGCGCGACAUGUUGGGGUGUUGCUUGCAGCACGACAUGUUUUGGCCGGAAUUGACGGCGCUGGAGCACUUGGACCUGCUUCACCAGAUUCACGGCGUGAAGAAGGAGGAGUUGGAGAGUCGGGGAAUGGAGCUGUUGAGGCUGGUGGACUUGGAGGACGUGGCCCAUCACAGGGUGGAUUCGUUCAGCGGUGGGAUGAAGCGUCGGCUGAGCUUCGCGAUUAGUUGUACGGGGGACCCGCAGAUUUUGUUUUUGGACGAGCCGUCGAGCGGAUUGGACCCGGAGAACUACAAGCGUUUGUGGCGAGUGCUGCAGUCGCUGAAGGGUCGGGUGACGAUUGUGUUGGUGACGCACAACAUGCUGGAGGCGGAGUUGUUGAGCGACCGGGUGGGCGUGAUGGUGGACGGACAGUUCAAGGCGAUUGGGACGGUGCUGGAUUUGAAGAGCAGGUUUGGGCACGGGUACCAGGUGGUGGCGUGCACGGGGGAGGAGAUAGGCAGGGAGGUGGCGGAGAGGUACCGGAGGGAGUAUCCGUACCUCGAGGUGAGGGAGUGCGAGGGGGACGGGACGCGGUUGGAGAUGGAGGUGAAGAAGAGCGACAUCGAGCGCAUGCCUGAGUUGUUGUCGGCGCUGGAGAAGGACGGGAAGAUAGAGUCGUGGAACGUGAGUCAGUCGUCGUUGGAGUCGGUGUUCAUGUCGAUAGCGGAGAAGUACGAGUUGAAGAAGGCGUACGAGGGGGGCGAGAGGAGGGAGGAUGAGGAGGGGGUGCCGGACGCGAAGAAGGAGAAGGGGGGGGUGCAGAAGUCGAGCGUUGCGGGCGGCGAGGAGGGAAAGGUUGGAGGGGGUAAGGUGGAGAUAGGCAAGAGGGUGAAGUCGUAUCCGCUAUCGGCGUUGUUUAAGGUGAGUUGGAAGUUGCAGCUGCGUCGAAACAAGUAUUCGACUGGGUGCGUGGCGUUGCUUCCGGCGUUGGUGUUGGUGAUGUUGGUGCUGAUGAAGAUGUAUUUGAUGUCGGAAUACGACAGAAUGUAUGGCGACAUACUCGCUGUGCGGUUGCCGAAUGCGAGUUUUUACCGCUUGAAGCGAGAGUGGCCGAGGGGAAGGCUGGGAGUUGUAUGCCACGAUUGCAGCCAAUCCGUGUUGUACGACCCGGGGGUGGAUCCGAAGUUGCUCGGAGUGGCGGGGGACGCGAGUUCGGGGAGUGACGGGUAUUAUUCGUCCUUGCCUCGGUGGACGUCGCGCCACCCCAUCAGUGGCGCGUUGAUUACUUUUUGCUCUCCGCCAGAGCUGACGAAGGAGAGCGACCAAGAGGUCCUGAAGAAAGUUUACGGCAUCCUGCAGACUAGGCUCAAGGUCGCCGCGUCUCGCAAGCCGGGCGACGGCCUGGUCGACCUGUCCAAGAUACCCCUUCACUAUUUGUACACGAAGUUCCACAAGUUCAGCCUCGACUCACGGGACGCCGACGCGCCGAGGGCCGACAUGGACAUCACGCUCAUGAUGAACGACUACUACCAUUCGUCCAACCCGGGCAUCACCUUUCAAAUCCGAGACGACCUCGAUUUUGUUCUCGUCAACGGCCUCAGCAACCCUGAUGGCGAAACCUACAAGAUGGCCAACGUCCUCGCGCGUCUCCAGGAGUUCACCGUGCACCUCAGGCUCUACCGAGUCGCUAUCUCCGCGUCUUUGAAUCCAGACGACGCCCUCAGGGAGAUAGAUUCCGACGUGUCGCUGCAACCAGUCCAGAGGGCGGGAGACAAGAGCUUCAUCGACAAGUUGAUCGCCGAGAUCUUCGGUGUGGGUAUCCUCCCAUACGCGUUGUCCCUCUUCAUCCCGCUGGCGCUUUACGGGAUCGUCAAGGAGAAGGGCAGCCAAACCAAGCAAAUGAUGUACAUUCACGGCCUCUCGCCGAUCUACUACUAUCUCAACAUCUUCAUCGUUUGGUCCACGCUCUACUUGACCUCCGUGUUGCUCUUCUUGCUGCCUGGCAUCUUUCUCGUCGAAUACAUAAGGUACGCCGCCUCCGCGCUCUUCCUGUUCCUGCUGGGCUGGGGCCUGUCUAUCUUGUCCUUCGUCUUCCUCGUCUCCACCUUCGUCCGAUCCACUGGCGUCGCCACGUUCAUCGGCUUCGGCAUCGCCAUUUUCGUCGGCACGCUCGUCAAGUCCAUCGUCGUAGACCUCUACGACCCCUUCGACGCGUACCGGCUCCCGCCCCCCACCUGGCUCUACCUCUGGCUCCAGACCAACUUCCUCAGGUGCCUCCAGCUCAUUAGCGUCCCUCAAGAGGGAGGGCUGCUGGUCGGACAGCUGUGGGCUUCCUCCCUGCCCCCCGAGUUCGUCCGCUGCCUCUGCUUCCUCUACCUCUGCGCCUUCAUCUACUUCGUCCUCUUCCUGCUCUCGAUCGUCUUCCUCACCGGCGACUUCAGCCACCCGCACUACCUCGCCGUCGCCUUCUGGUCCCGCGUCUCCGGCUCCGCCCGCGACGCGCUGCGCCGGCUCCUCCCGUCGCGCUGCGCCGGCUCCGCGCCCGCCCCCGUCCGUGCCGACUCCGCGCCCCCCUCCGUCCGCGCCGACCCGGACUCGCCCGUCCACGAAGGCCUGCGCGACGUCGAGCGCGAGGCAGCGCUCGUCUCUCGAUACGCCACCGAUUCCUCGCUCCGCGACUGCCCCCUCGUCAUCCAGGGUCUCCGCAAAAAAUACCCCGGCGGAAAGGUCGCCGUAAAGGAGUUCUACCUCCACGCGCCUCUCUCCACCUGCUUCGGACUCCUCGGCGAAAACGGCGCCGGAAAAUCCACCCUCCUCUCCAUGCUCACCGGCACCAUCCCCAUCACCAGCGGCACCGCCCACAUCUGCGGCUUCGACAUCUCCCGCCAACUCUCCAGCGCACUCAAAUGCAUCGGCUGCUGCCCCCAACGCGACAUCCUCUGGGACGAACUCACCGUCCAAGAACACCUCGAAUUCUAUGCCAGACUCGGCGGCGUCCACCCCUCCAAAUCCCGCAAAUACGUCAAGAAAUUCCUCUGCGACGUCGGACUCUACCACUGUCGGCACCGACGGAGCUCCAAACUCAGCGGCGGCAUGAAGCGCCGACUCUCUCUCUCCAUCGCCAUCUGCGCCAACAGCUACGUCGUCUUCCUCGACGAACCUUCCUGCGGACUCGACGUCAUGAACAAACGCCAAAUCUGGGACGUCAUCCAACACAACAAGCGCGGACGCGUCACGCUCAUCACCACCCACUCCAUGGACGAGGCCGACGCCCUCUGCGACAAAAUCGGCAUCAUGGCCCAAGGCUCUCUCUGGUGCUACGGCAACCCCCAAUACAUCAAAACCCUCUACAACCAAGGCGCCAACCUCCGCGUCGUCUUCUCCGACGAAACCCUCGGCCCCGAAUUCAUCAAGCAACGCAUCCCCUCCUCCUUCUCCGUCUCCAAACUCUCCAACACUACCGAGUACCACAUACCCCCCUCUCAACAACCCCUCUCCCUCAUCUUCCAAACCAUGCUCGACCCCUCCUGUCGCGCCUCCGGCAUCGAGGACUGGGGACUCUCCCAGCCCGGCCUCGAGCACGCCUUCGAGCAAAUCAUCAACCACGUCCGCAGCCACCACGACCCCACCGACUCUCCCUUCUCCGACGUCUGAAAUUUGAGCGUCCCCCCACCCCGGCUCGCCAAUAAAAACACCAAUACCAAAUUCCGC
Schistocerca gregaria is the source of this 5424-nucleotide messenger RNA. RefSeq names its product retinal-specific phospholipid-transporting ATPase ABCA4-like. Gene Ontology annotation, molecular function: ATP binding; ABC-type transporter activity; ATP hydrolysis activity. Gene Ontology annotation, cellular component: intracellular membrane-bounded organelle; membrane. The record is from RefSeq and is a predicted model, not a curated record. Gene Ontology annotation, biological process: transmembrane transport; lipid transport. NCBI's taxonomy places the organism in Eukaryota, Metazoa, Arthropoda, Insecta, Orthoptera, Acrididae. The transcript is spliced from 2 exons. Bases 1 to 5367 code for a protein of 1788 amino acids.